AUGUCGGAAUCCCCGCCCAAAGAGGGUGUCGAGCAAGGAGAUGCGACCCCAGAACACUCGGAAAGUAUGGAGAGAGGAGAAGAAGCUCAAGUGAGGGAAGCGUACGACUUUGAGGUGAAGGAACAAGAUAGGUGGUUGCCGAUAGCGAAUGUGGCCCGGAUCAUGAAGACGGCGUUGCCAGAAAACGCGAAAAUCGCGAAGGAAGCGAAGGAGUGCAUGCAAGAAUGUGUCUCCGAAUUCAUUUCAUUUAUUACCUCCGAAGCCUCGGAGAAAUGCCAACAAGAGAAGAGGAAGACGGUUAAUGGAGAAGACAUCCUAUUCGCUAUGACAUCUACCGGCUUCGAAAACUACGCUGAGGCACUAAAGAUUUACCUGGCAAAGUACCGAGAAUCCCAAUCACAACGAGGAGAGGCACAGCAGGCGCGGCCGAGCAGUGGCUACGGCGCUCAAACGUCGCAGCCGAGUGCAGCCAGUGCGAGCACAGCUGGGCAGUCGGAUCCAUCAAGCUCAACCGCCUAUCAAGGACAAGAAGAGGGUGUCAACAACAUCCUCAGUCCCCAUGGACCAGAUCCCUCUCAGCAAUUGAGCGGCUACGGCAACGUGUACCCGCCGAGCUCGAGCAAUAACGGCGUCGGUAACGACCCUUAUUAG
This is a messenger RNA of Letharia columbiana, 651 nucleotides long. RefSeq lists its product as uncharacterized. Gene Ontology annotation, molecular function: RNA polymerase II cis-regulatory region sequence-specific DNA binding; protein heterodimerization activity; DNA-binding transcription activator activity, RNA polymerase II-specific. NCBI's taxonomy places the organism in Eukaryota, Fungi, Ascomycota, Lecanoromycetes, Lecanorales, Parmeliaceae. Bases 1 to 651 code for a protein of 216 amino acids. Gene Ontology annotation, cellular component: CCAAT-binding factor complex; nucleus. Gene Ontology annotation, biological process: regulation of transcription by RNA polymerase II. The record is from RefSeq and is a predicted model, not a curated record. The transcript is spliced from 4 exons.